This is a messenger RNA of Dryobates pubescens (Downy woodpecker), 1199 nucleotides long. RefSeq names its product short stature homeobox 2 (gene SHOX2). Gene Ontology annotation, biological process: regulation of transcription by RNA polymerase II. The transcript is spliced from 5 exons. The coding region runs from base 316 to 1197 and encodes 293 amino acids. Gene Ontology annotation, cellular component: nucleus. Gene Ontology annotation, molecular function: DNA-binding transcription factor activity, RNA polymerase II-specific; sequence-specific double-stranded DNA binding. NCBI's taxonomy places the organism in Eukaryota, Metazoa, Chordata, Aves, Piciformes, Picidae. The record is from RefSeq and is a predicted model, not a curated record.
CUCGCGGGGACGGGUGGGCCGGUGGUGCCUUGGCCGCAGUGCCCCGCGGCGGGCGGCGAAACCGGGCGGGCGGCGGGGGGGAAAAAAGAAAAAAAAGGGGGUUCCAUUCAGAGCUCCGAGGGGAGGUAAUUCUCUGGGAACAAGGGGCAGGCUUUGCAAAGUAUAAAUAGUGCCACUUGAAUCGCGGCUGUCUCUGUCAGACCCCGAGAGCCCUGCACGUCGGGCGGCACGGCACGGCUCGGCUCGGAACGGCCCAGAACGGCCCCGUGGAUGCCCGCCCGGGGAGCCGGGGCAGCGCGCCCCUGAGCCGCGGCCAUGGAAGAGCUGACGGCGUUUGUCUCCAAGUCGUUUGAUCCCAAAACGAAGGAGAAGAAGGAGCUCAUCACCUACCGGGAGGUGCUGGAGAGCGGGCCGCUGCGAGGAGGAGGAGGAGGAGGAGCGAGGGAGAGCGGUGGAACCGCGGCUGAACCGGGCCGAGACGAAGCGGGCAGCCCCGCGGCAAGGGCGGGCAGCGGGAGGUCCCCGCCGCGGGAGCCCGACGCCGCCGCCGAGAGAGCCGCCGAGGCAGCCACCCCCAAGCUCAGCGACGUGUCCCCAGAGCUGAAGGAGCGCAAGGAGGAUGCGAAAGCGAUGGAAGACGAAGGGCAGACGAAAAUCAAGCAGAGGAGGAGCCGGACGAAUUUUACCCUGGAGCAGCUGAACGAGCUGGAAAGGCUUUUUGACGAGACCCACUACCCGGACGCGUUUAUGCGGGAGGAGCUGAGCCAGAGGCUGGGGCUUUCUGAGGCCAGGGUGCAGGUCUGGUUCCAAAACCGAAGAGCCAAAUGCCGAAAGCAAGAAAACCAACUCCACAAAGGGGUGCUGAUCGGUGCUGCCAGCCAGUUCGAAGCUUGCCGGGUGGCUCCGUACGUCAACGUGGGUGCGCUGCGGAUGCCCUUCCAGCAGGUUCAGGCUCAGCUGCAGCUGGACAGCGCCGUGGCCCACGCCCAUCACCACCUCCACCCGCACCUUGCCCACGCACCCUACAUGAUGUUCCCCGCACCUCCCUUCGGGCUCCCGUUGGCCACCCUGGCCGAGUCCGCCUCUGCCGCCUCCGUGGUGGCCGCCGCCGCCGCCGCCAAGACCACCAGCAAGAACUCCAGCAUCGCCGACCUCCGCCUCAAGGCCAAGAAACACGCCGCUGCCCUGGGGCUGUGACC